CAAGUCAGCGCAGUACCAGCCUUGGGCGCCUGCACCGACUGGGCGUUGAGCUUGCCUGCGCGCGCGUUCCCUGCCACCUUCUGCAGCAGCGCCCAUCGCCUCGACGACUCGCCAGAUUGCAAUCCACCUCACCACAUGGCGGCGCUCCACCCCCGCGAUGGCCACGCCGCCCAACAAGCCAAUCAUGACAUCUACAAGGCCAGUUCCGUCGCCGACAUCCAGGCCACCCUCCAGCACCUGAACCGCCAAGAAGCCUCCGUCACCGCCCGCCUCAACACCCUCAUCGCCUCGCAGGAGGGCCUCUCGCGCGAACUCGGCCGCCUCGACCUGCUGCGCGCCCACCUGGGCUCGCAGGUCGUCAACACUCGCGCCAUCAGCAAUGGCAUGCUCUCCGAUGCCGCCGCGACGGCCAAUCGCAUCUCGACGGCGGUCAAGCGCCUGGACAACGAGCAGUCGAACGUCAAGGCGACGCUCGAGGUGGUGGAGCAGGUCGCCGAGCUCAAGGCCUGCGUGCUGGGCGUGACGGGCUCGAUGGGCGCGCCGCAGGACUGGGAGACGGCGGCCAGCUACCUCAGCCGCGCGUCGGCCAUCCCCGCCGAUGUGGUCAACGGCAGCUUCGCCGAGGAAAACGUCCCCACGGCCGAGGUGCCCGACCCGCCCCGCGUGACGCUGGAGAACGCUGCCGAGUCGCUGUGCGGGCUAUUCCUGCGCGAGUUUGAAAAGGCCGCCAAGGACGGCGACGGCGGAGGCGUCACCCGCUUCUUCAAGCUGUUUCCCCUGAUCGGCCGCUCUGAUGUCGGCCUGGAUGCCUACGGCCGCUACGUCUGUCACGGCGUGUCGUCGCGGGCUCGCGCGAACCUCAACCCGGCGGGCGGCGCGCAGGCCAAGGACGGCUUCUUCUACGCCAAUGCCUUGACGAAGCUGUUUGAGCACAUUGCGCAGAUUGUGGGUGGGCACGAGCCGCUCGUCGAGCGCCACUACGGCGCGGGGCAGAUGGGCAAGGUCAUAGAGCGUCUCCAGAUGGAGGCGGAUGUCCAGGGAGGCAUAAUCCUCGACACCUGGCGGGAUGAGCGGAACAUCGACAGGAAGUUGACAGAUAUCAAAUCCUAUGCGUUUUCCUUUCUUGUCCAGAGCUUUCUCCCCGCUCCUCCUGGCGGGACGCCGCGCUCGGCGUCCCCGGCCAGGCGUGAUGGCUUGCCGCGAGCAAGCGAGGACGAGGGUGUAGAUAUGAAAGAAGUAGACAGCCUGCUCGGCGAGACUGCAGUCAUGCUUGGGCGCUGGUCGUUGUACACCAGGUUCCUCGCCUCCAAGACCGCUCCCCUCGAACCCGAGCUGCUGCCCGGGCAGGAAGAGCCUCCGCUCACGAUGCCCGAGUUCCUGGCUACCAGCAACCUGGCGAAGAAGGUGACGGGGUCGCUGCUCGAGCCCUUCAACAUCAUGACGACGUUCUUCUUCCGGCGGUCGGUGGAGAAGGCCUUCCAGCUGGACGAGGCGCCGACGGGCCUGACGCUGAACCCCAACAAGCCGCUGGGCUCCAGCCCGCCGUUCGUGACCUCCGCCGUCGACGACGUCAUGUACAUUGUCAACCAGGUGCUGCAGCGCGCGCUGGCGACGUCGCAGCGCGGCGUCGUGUCCAGCGUGGUGCCGACCAUUGGGCGCGUGCUGGGCUCCGACUUUGUCGGCAUGAUCCAGCGCAAGAUGCGCGACGACGUGUAUCCCAAAGCCGCGAUCGCGGGCGCGCUGCCCCCGGAAGACAAAAUCAUAGCGUUCACGGUGCUGCUCAACAACCUCGACGUCGCGACCGACUACAUCAAGCGCAUCGUCGCCUCGCACGCAGGCACCUCGCCCGCGGACGCGAACUCCGUCGCCUCCCCCACAACCACCGCUCCCCCCGCGCCCCCCGCCCACCAGCUCAGCGACCUCUUCCCCUUCGGGCACGACGCCACCUUCGUCGCCAACGCCCUCAAGACAAUGGAACACGGCAUCGAAGCCAAAACCUCCGAACUCAUCGCCGACGGCACGAGCGUCGCCUUCCACCAAGUCCUCAAACCACGCAUCCGGCCCAUCCUCGCCGACGCCUUCCGCGACAUCGACUACGCGCUGCCAGCUGACAUCCUAGCGCAAUACGCCGCGCAGCUGGAGACGGCCGACGCGCCGGACAACCCCGCGGGCGAGGCCGCCAACGCCGCCGACGACGCCGUGCGCCGCCGCUUCGAACGCGCCUGGGGCGCCCUCACCCGCCCGCUCAAACGCAUCCUCACGCCCCGCAACUUCGACCGCCUCCUCGCGGCCGGCGUCGCCUACCUCGCGCGCGCCCUCGAAAAGCGCAUCUGGGCGUGCUACGGCCGCGUCAGCGAACUCGGCGCCGUGCGCCUCGAGCGCGACGUCGCGGGCGUCGUGGGCGCGGCCGUCGCCCUCGGCGGCCGCUACGCGCUGCGCGACGCGUUUGCCCGCUGCACGCAGCUGGUCCUCGUCGCGGGCAUGGAGGACGAGGAGUGGGACGAGGUGGAGCGCGAGGCCCAGGAGGGCGUGCUCGGCGCCCAGGGCGGCGUCGUGUGGGUUGUGGAUCGCGCGGAGCGGCAGCGGGCGAGGGCGAUUGUGCGGGGGAGGGGGGCCGGCGCUUGAUCAUUCAUUGGUGGUUAGGUGGUUGGUGUAGCUCCGCUAGGUGUCUCUCGAAUCUUCUUACGACGUCUGUAUCGCUGUUGCCGCUGCUUCUUGGUAAUGGAUGUGGAUGAUGAUGAUGAUGAUGAUGAUGAUGAUGAUGAUAACAUGGGCGUGGCACUUCACGCAGUCUGUAAAAGUUCUUGAUUGGCUAUGGAUUGUGCCUUGCAUGUUUUCAUAGCCAGUGUAUCCACCACUACUUGUUUGUUGCCCGGAUGCCAUGCAGUAGGCAUACAAUGAGAGCGCUAC
Messenger RNA from Aplosporella prunicola CBS 121167, 2910 nucleotides. RefSeq lists its product as uncharacterized. NCBI's taxonomy places the organism in Eukaryota, Fungi, Ascomycota, Dothideomycetes, Botryosphaeriales, Aplosporellaceae. The transcript has 2 exons. The coding region runs from base 136 to 2625 and encodes 829 amino acids. The record is from RefSeq and is a predicted model, not a curated record.